This is a messenger RNA of Exophiala mesophila, 1515 nucleotides long. RefSeq lists its product as uncharacterized. The transcript has a single exon. Gene Ontology annotation, molecular function: oxidoreductase activity, acting on the CH-OH group of donors, NAD or NADP as acceptor. Bases 187 to 1227 code for a protein of 346 amino acids. The record is from RefSeq and is a predicted model, not a curated record. Lineage: Eukaryota; Fungi; Ascomycota; Eurotiomycetes; Chaetothyriales; Herpotrichiellaceae.
GGAGUAUGCACCACUUUCCGGCGUAAUGUGGUUACUGCUGUGCUCAUAGUCCAAGUCUAUAAAAUAAUGCCCGUGGUAGACUUGGGUACACAUCCUUAACUCAACAAGUCACACAGCUGAAGCGGUGCACACGAUCGAACCACCAAGACGCCACCUAGGCACCCAUUUCCAAUUUCAAUAGCUCUAAUGUCUGCAGCAAAAGCUCUCGUCCUCUUGACUGGACCCAAUGGCUUUGUCGGUGCUCAUGUCCUCGACCAACUGUUGAAGAACAACUAUCGCGUACGUGGGACCGUCCGAUCUCCAUCGAAAGCCGCCUUCUUCCAGGCCAAGUACGCACAAGCUUGCCUCGACGGGGAUCUGACUUUCGUCAUCGUCACCGACAUUCAAGCACCCGGCGCCCUCGACGAAGCAGCUCAAGGAGUCGACUUCAUCUGCCACGUCGCCUCACCAUUUUUCACUUCGACAAAUGACCCGAUCAAGGAGCUCGUCGAGCCCGCGGUCAAUGGGACACGCAACGUCGUUUACAGCGCCUUCAAAUCUAAGUCGCUCAAAAAGAUGAUCAUCUUGAGCAGCUUUGCCUCCGUAGUCGACCUUUCCAAAAACACGCGACCGGGGUAUCUAUAUACGUCGGAGGACUGGAAUCCUAUCACGGAGGAGCAGGCUGCUCGGGAUGGAUUCUCUGGAUACUUUGCCAGUAAGACGUUCGCCGAGCGCGCAGCCUGGGAGAUGUGGAAAGAAGCAAAAACCAAAGCCGAGGUGAUCUGGGAUUUGGUAACGCUGUGUCCGCCUAUGAUAUACGGCCCCCCUUGCCACGAAGUUCGGAAGGACAUAGGUGUAGAGGGGUUGAAUACGAGUUUGAAGGACUUAUUCAUUGGUUUGCAAGGUCAGAAUCCAGAGUUCAAGCCCCGUGUCGCGACGCCAGGUUUGCCGGCAUGGGUCGAUGUUAGAGAUGUGGCAGAGGCCCACGUUAGAGCUCUGGCAUUGGACAAAGGUGUCAGUGAGAGAUUUCUAUUGUGUGGCGGAGUGGAUUACUUGGAAGACGGCCUCGCGGGAUUGAGAGCUAGAGGUGAAAAGGGAUUAGGCGAGGAAGGUGAACACUGUGAUAGAGCCAAGCACUUUGGGCUUGACAAAAGUACCGCUGAAGGGGUGUUGAAACUGAAAUUCAACCCGUUCCAGAAGACGGUUGAAGACAGUUGGGAAGAAGUCAAACGGUUGGGCAUAAUUUGACCGGUCUUGCCCUUGAUGGGCUGAGUCCGGUUCUUUCGUUACUGCGAGGAGAAUUCGCUUGCAAAUGACUGUUUGGGAAGGAUUUUGGACACCACGAUGUCUUUGUCAUGUCGAUAUAAAGUCACACCGCUAAAGUCCACCGAUAUACUUCCUGUUUGCUACGGGGGGAUGAUUGUGCCAGAUGAGAUGCGUAUGGAGGUCGUAAGAUCCUCGUAUGCGUUGAGCUGGAAAGUCGGUGAGUAAUCUCACUCACUUGACUAGGUACCUUCAAUUCACUAAAUCUCUUCC